Molecule: messenger RNA, 354 nt
Organism: Peronospora farinosa
Lineage: Eukaryota; Oomycota; Peronosporomycetes; Peronosporales; Peronosporaceae
Source: the annotation of a GenBank genome assembly
AUGGUCAAGAACGUACGCAUUACUUACCGUCGUCGACACUCGUACGCGACCAAGUCGAAUGGAAUUAAAGCCGUCAAGACGCCUGGUGGCAAGUUGGUAGCUCAAUACCUAAAGAAACGUGCUGCUGGUCCUAAAUGUGGUGACUGUAAACAAUCGCUCAAGGGCAUUAAGCAUUUGCAGUCAAAGGAAUACAAGAACGUGAGCAAGACUCACCGCACCGUCUCCCGUGCUUAUGGUGGCUCGCGUUGCGCAACGUGCGUUCGUCAACGUAUUGUACGUGCUUUUCUGAUUGAGGAACAAAAGAUUGUCAAGAAGGUGCUGCUCGAAAAGCUCAAGAAGAACAAGUCGGCGUAA